CUUUUUUGUAUGCCAGUCUUUCAUUUUUUCAAUCGUUUUCUGACAUUGUUGCGAAUGGGCGGCGAACUCGUGCGAAACCAGACAUUCGAGGUUGCUCCGCGCUACAAGGAUCUGAUCUACAUUGGCGAGGGCGCCUAUGGCAUGGUCGCAUCCGCAUUGGACACAACCAACAACUCGCGCGUCGCCAUCAAGAAGAUCAGCCCGUUCGAGCACCAGACGUACUGCCAGCGAACACUGCGCGAGAUUCGCAUCCUGACUAGCUUCCACCACGAGAACAUUAUCGCCAUCAUUGAUUUCAUCCGCGCACCGUCUCUCGAGGCGUUCAAGGAUGUCUACAUUGUGCAGGAGCUCAUGGAGACGGACUUGUACAAGCUGCUCAAGACGCAGACGCUCAGCAACGACCACAUUUGCUACUUUACCUACCAGAUUCUGCGCGGCCUCAAGUACAUUCAUUCGGCCAACGUCCUGCACCGCGACCUCAAGCCCAGCAACUUGCUGCUCAACACCAACUGCGACCUCAAGAUUUGCGAUUUCGGCCUCGCCCGCGUCGCCGACCCCACCAAGGACCAUGCCGGCCUCCUCACCGAGUACGUGGCCACCCGCUGGUACCGCGCCCCCGAGAUUAUGCUCAGCAGCAAGGCCUACACCAACUCUAUCGACACAUGGUCGGUUGGUUGCAUCCUCGCCGAGAUGCUCGGUGGACGACCGCUCUUCCCCGGCAAGCACUACCUCAACCAGCUCACGCUCAUCCUCAACAUUGUCGGUACUCCAGCCUCCGACGAUCUCGAUUGCAUUGGCAACGAGAAGGCUCUUGCCUACAUCCAGUCCCUUCCUGGCAAGCUCAAGGUUCCGUGGGAGUCGCUCUUUGUUAGCGCCAAUCCCCAGGCACUUGAUCUCCUUGACAAGCUCCUGACAUUCAACCCGACAAAGCGCAUCACAAUCGAGGAUGCUCUGGCUCACCCCUACCUUGAGCAGUACUACGAUCCCACCGACGAGCCUGUUGCUGAGCGACCGGUUAACGUUGAUUUGGAGUCUGAAACCUGCUCAAAAGAAGUGCUAAAAGAAUUGAUGUUCCAGGAAAUGCUCAACUUCCAUGCAGCACGAAGCGGCGCUCCUUCAGCUCAAUAAGCCUAGAGCGUCUUCGUGCCCCCGUGUUUUCGGGUUGUAGCAAUUCUCUUUGAAUGCUACGGUUUGCUCUCGCGGGGUCGUUUUCAUAUUUCUGGUCCCGACUGGGACUUUAAUUCCUGCCUAUUGGUCUUGCUGUGUGUGUUUUCUUCAAUGUGAUUUGUUUUGUUCAAAAACAAAACCAAAUCGGAUUGCUCUAAAUUCGCAUCACAAAUCAUGAUAGCUG
Capsaspora owczarzaki ATCC 30864 is the source of this 1351-nucleotide messenger RNA. Its product is annotated as mitogen-activated protein kinase 1. The transcript is spliced from 6 exons. Gene Ontology annotation, cellular component: nucleus; cytoplasm. Gene Ontology annotation, molecular function: MAP kinase activity; ATP binding. Gene Ontology annotation, biological process: protein phosphorylation; intracellular signal transduction. The record is from RefSeq and is a predicted model, not a curated record. NCBI's taxonomy places the organism in Eukaryota, Filasterea, Ministeriida, Capsasporidae. Bases 10 to 1128 code for a protein of 372 amino acids.